Molecule: messenger RNA, 23119 nt
Organism: Coregonus sp. 'balchen'
Lineage: Eukaryota; Metazoa; Chordata; Actinopteri; Salmoniformes; Salmonidae
Source: the annotation of a GenBank genome assembly
AUGAUGGGUGGGGAUCAGAGGAUGAUGGGUGGGGCUCAGAGCAUGAUGGGUGGGGCUCAGAGCAUGAUGGGUGGGGAUCAGAGGAUGAUGGGUGGGGCUCAGAGCAUGAUGGGUGGGGAUCAGAGGAUGAUGGGUGGGGCUCAGAGCAUGAUGGGUGGGGAUCAGAGGAUGAUGGGUGGGGCUCAGAGCAUGAUGGGUGGGGCUCAGAGCAUGAUGGGUGGGGCUCAGAGCAUGAUUGGUGGGGCUCAUAGCAUGAUGGGUGGGGCUCAGAGCAUGAUGGGUGGGGCUCAGAGCAUGAUGGGUGGGGCUCAGAGCAUGAUGGGUGGGGCUCAGAUAGUGGGCAGGGAUAGUGAUAGACACAGAGUUAGUGGGCAGGGAUAGUGAUAGAUAGCCACAGAGAUAGUGGGCAGGGAUAGUGAUAGACACAGAGUUAGUGGGCAGGGAUAGUGAUAGACACAGAGAUAGUGGGCAGGGAUAGUGAUAGACACAGAGAUAGUGGGCAGGGAUAGUGAUAGACACAGAGUUAGUGGGCAGGGAUAGUGAUAGAUACAGAGUUAGUGGGCAGGGUUAGUGAUAGACACAGAGUUAGUGGGCAGGGAUAGUGAUAGAGACAGAGAUAGUGGGCAGGGAUAGUGAUAGAUACAGAGUUAGUGGGUAGGGAUAGUGAUAGACACAGAGUUAGUGGGCAGGGAUAGUGAUAGAGACAGAGAUAGUGGGCAGGGAUAGUGAUAGGCACAGAGAUAGUGGGCAGGGAUAGUGAUAUAAACAGAGACAGUGGGCAGGGUUAGUGAUAGACACAGAGACAGUGGGCAGGGAUAGUGAUAGACACAGAGUUAGUGGGCAGGAAUAGUGAUAGACACAGAGUCUCUCUGUAUUCUGCAGUGCAGUGUGUUGUGUAGCUCCAGUGUACAGGGCUCAUCAGAGCACGCUAGAUAAAAGCGCUCAUCUCCAGCAGAGAGCUUAAUUAAAAGAGGGCUGCCGCUGAGGAGUGACACCUUUUACAAGCUCCCAACGCCUCUCAGCCUCUCAGCCUGCCGUUACUGCCAAUGCAAUUACUGAAUUACAGGCCCGGCCCAUAAAACAGACUGGGAAGGAACUGCCGCAAAUAGGCAGGUGUUAAGGAAAAUAGAACGACGCUAUUAAAGACUAUAUAAAGAUUCACAUGGAGUCGAUUCUGCAGAAUCGCUGUUGGGGUGGAGGGGAGGGGGGAUGGUCGUUUUCACAGGAGAUAAGAGUGCAAGAGUGACGCUUGGAGCGAGAGCUAUUGAACAGUCAAAAGUGUGUGUGUGUGUGUGUGUGUGUGUGGUGUGUGUGUGUGUGUGUGUGUGUGUGUGUGUGUGUGUGUGUGUGUGUGUAUGUGUGUGUGUGUGUGUGUGUGUGUGUGUGUGUGUGUGUGUGUGUGUGUGUACAGGUAUACAGUGUGUGUGGGGCUCUCAGGGAAUCCAUCCCUGCUCUGUGAAUCUGAACACACUGCAGCAGUCAGUCAGUCAGCCAGGCAGGCAGUCAGUCAAUCAGCCAGGCAGGCAGUCAGUCAAUCAGCCACAGCAUCCUGGAGAUUAUUUUUCCCCUCUAAAGUCACCUCCUCAAUGUCAUUAGAGCACAUCACAAAUAGACUGGGGCUAGGAAAACUGACACUAUGGAUAACCACCAAACACUACACACACACACCACACACACACACACACACACACACACACACACACACACACAUUCAGUCUAACACUGCAUGACUUUCUCUAGACUGUCCCAGCAUUACUGAGAUUCCAGUGUUAGUCUAGCAGAGUAAGGUACCUGUGUGUUGUUUCUAACAGUAGCAGGUCAUUCUCAAGCCCAUCUGGAGCAGUGUCACCUGGCAUCACUUCUACCUGAGGGGCUACAGGAGAACACUGUGGGGGUCAGCUAACUAUAGCAGGGCAUGUGAGAGAGAUAGAGGGAUGGAGAGUGAUGAGAUGUGAUUACUGCAUGACAGAGGUGUAAAAACAGAAUGGGUUGAGGAGAGGUGAGAUGAGGAGAGUCAAAAAUGGUGGCUAUAUUUUAAGCUCAAUGCUUCCACUGAAAAGUAAAGAGAACUCCAGCAGUGAAUGUAUCUGAAAUCGCUCUCUGCCUUCCCAGUCCUUGGCCUACUGGCUUGCUCCAUCUAAUCUGCACUGUUUGACUGUUUGGACGGUAGCAUUAGAGCACAGUUUAGUAGGUUGGUAAUGGUAACCCAUACCACAGGCUGGAGGGACACAGUUAAUGAGGGGCCUAUGCAUCAGCCUCCCUGUCCAAUGUGUCAGGCACCACUGAUCCAAUGUGACAUGGCUGCCUAAAUCCCCUCAACCAUGACCUGGGGCCAGGAGGGUCCAGGGAUACAUUUACAUCCUGUCUGAAAAACACAGAGCAGUAAUGCAGUAAUGCUGCCCACGGCCAACGGGUUUCCUAGGCUGUCCCAGGGGUGGGUCUAGAUGUGGUCUCUGCUCUGAGACAGACUAACCAGAAUGCUGUGUGGUAGUAUUCUAAUGGAAGGAAGGAAGGAGUCUCCUGAGAAACUCCUUCUCUUUUUCCCCUCUUUCUUGCUCUCUUUUUGGCUGAGGAGAUUACCCAUGGGGCAAUGCAACUCCCGAUAUGCCCAGACUAUAUGCCCUUGCAAUAAAGAACAAUAUAAUAUGUGUGUUUAAAAAAGCAUCAAGAGUGUCAUUUCUGAAAGAUCACGUCAUAAAAAACCCACACGUAUAUGGUUUUUCAUCUAUAGGAUUAAACUGUUGUGUUCUGUUUUCCAUGUUACAGUAUGGUGUCAUUGGAUCAUUAGAGUGUGUUGAAGUGUUUCAUGUGAAUAGCUCAUCUGAUCUGUAGAUUACGGGACUAUGUCUGAUCUGAGUGGCUUUCUAUGGGAUUUCUCUUGACCACAUAGAGGCUGGACAGCUGAACUAGCAGAACAAUUAGACGUGAUUACAUACAGUACCAUAUGAGUCAUUAUCCCCAACAGAUAUCACAGCUUCCUCCAAUGCACAUUCUCAGAACUCCUUCAUGUGGCAUUUCUAGGAAAGAUGUUAUUUUCCAUCGACUGCUCAGGUCGAGCCACUCCAACCCGUUGCACAAAACGAAUACACAUUCUGAGUCAGACAGGGAUUUUAAUGGCCCUGAGCAGCUCAAAUGAUGAGCUGUUUUAUCUGUAGACAUCUGGAUGGGAAUCAAUGUUGCCACUGUCUCUGGUAAACUCAAUAAUGCAGGCUUUUCCAGCUGCUCAUGGAGUAGUAUUUCCAGUUUACCAAGUGCUUUUACUCAAAGCAUAAUGUUUACCUCUCAACAUGUCUUAAUAUCAACCAACAGCUGGCCCUGGCAUGCCACGUCCUUCCUCCUCAGACAGCAAAUCCUCUCAUCUCACCUCUCCUCUCCUCUCCUCUCCUCUCCUCUCCUCUCCUCUCCUCUCCUCUCCUCUCCUCUCCUCUCCUCUCCUCUCCUUUUCCAUCUCCCUCUACUCUCCCAGUCCUACCAGGCAAAUUCAACUACUUAGUCACUCAGUCACUCAGUAUACUUGGAUGCGUCUCUGUCUGUCUGUCUGUCUGUCGGUCUGUCUGUCUGUCUGUCUGUCUGUCUGUCUGUCUGUCUGUCUGUCUGUCUGUCUGUAUGGCUGUCUGUCUCUUUGUCUGUAUGUCUGUCUUUGUGGUGGAAUUGGCAGGAAAUCUCCUCUACGUCUUUCCCCCUCCUUCCUUCCGACUCUGAAGUGUCCAUUCAGGGCUGAGCGGAAGUUGAGCGUCAGCACAGCCCCAUCCCUUAUCAAGCCAGGCAGAAAGGGCCAUGGGCACAUUGUUCCUCUGUAUCAGCCAGCUCCAGUUACAGCACGCUCUGCACAUCUGGCAGCCGCCACACAAACACCACAAACAACCAGGCAGAAGAGGAAGAUGCAACACAGUGAAAACUGAAGUGGCCAACAAAGAUACAAUUUGGGGGAAAUAAAUGCAUGUUUCAUUGUAUUGCUUGUUAAUUAUAGAGCACUGUGAAGAGAGGGAAAUGUAGUGGGGCAUCGCUAUUUAUUAUGCAAAUGUAUUCCGUUUUAGUCACAAUUAAGUGAUUAGAAAGCUGUCGUUCUCUUUCUCACUUUCUCUCUUUUUCUUUGCUUUUCAGCAUAUUACUUUAAUGAAGCCAUUACUUCUGCAAGUGAAAUUUUAUGAGUUUUUAACUAACAUUUUAAUGAGCUAUAUAUUACCAUAAAGCAUGGAUUAGCCUAAAUUGAAUUUGGGGAGUGUGCAUUGGGAGGGAGGGGAGGGGAUACGAGGGGAGAGGUUCAUUAAAUAGUUAAUUAUAUUGUUUCUCCAUCACACUGUAUUCCAUGGUAUGGGCAUCCAGUAGAAUCCCGUGGCCGGUGCUUUCUGUCUUCUGCCAUUACGGUGCCUGGUCAGCGGGGGCCUCAUUAGGCCAAAUUAGGACUGCUGGGUGAAAAACGAGCUUUGAAGGAGGGCUGUGGGUUUUUAAAGAGGCGGGGGAGGCCCCUGGACAGAGGCAGGGAGACCUACAGCGUGGGGGGGGCAAAUUUUAUGGAAGUGCCCCCUCCCCCCCAUGUUAAAUUUACCCCCGUUCCUUCGGCUCGAGUUUAAAUUCCCCCCGUUUUUUCCCCCCCAAACCCUUCCCCGUUGGUGUUUCCCCCCCUCCUCCCCUCCCUUCUCUCCCCCCUCCCUUCUUCACCCUUUUCCCCAAAAAUUUAAAAAUUUCAAUUACACCUUUUUGGCCCUUUUUCCUUUUUUUUUUCUUUUUUUUCUUUUUCCCCAAAAAAAAACCCUUUUUUUUCUAAAAACCCCCAAAAAAUUAAAAAAAAAAAAAAAAAAAGGGGGGGGGGGGGAAAAAAAAAAGGGAAAAUUUUUUUCAAAAAAAAAUUUUUUGGGUUCAAAAAAACCAGCGUGGGGGCAUAGGUUGAUGGAAGGUGGGCCCCGCCUCCCCCCUCCACUAGUUAAUUGACACCCCUGUCCUCCUCCUCUUGGCUCUGAUGUUUUGAACCUUCCACCAUGUUCUUCCUCUCACCAUCUCCUGUUGUGUUGUCCUCCUCUCCUCCUCCUCCUCCUCUACACUCCCUCUCUUCACUUCACCUUUCACCACACUUGCUUUUCUCUCUCUCUCCAUCCCUGUCUAUAACCCCAUUAAAAAUGUAGAUAUCAUUGUCAUAUCACAACCUGUUUUCCCCCAGCGCCAUAUCACACCACUCCCUAUGAUAUGAUUUCCAUAUUUCCUGGGUCUUAUCUGGUGGGCUGACAGGUUUAUUUAGGACACCCUGGGUAGUAAUCUAGAGAUAGGAGGAGUGGUGGAGAAGAUGGCAUCAGCCUGGACAUGGUGUGUGUUACAUGAUAGGAUGAGCUGCAUAAUGACUCCAUAUAUAGAGGUAGAGAGGGAAUGGAGAGAGAGGAAGAGAGAAAAGUAAAGGGAGGAGAGAGAGAGAAGAGAUUCUGUGAUUCUGAGAUUCAGAGUGUUUAAUAGUCACAUGUACAGGGUUAAAGGUGUGAUCGAAGGGUACAGUGAAAAUCUUCGGCUCCAACAUGCAGGAGGACUAAGUGAAAUAAAAUAAUGAAAAUGGUAAUAAAAACACAACAACAAUAGAAAUAGAAAUAGCACUAUAUACAUUAUAACUGUAGCAGGGAUGAAUAAACCAUGUCCAUUGGGGCGGAGGCAGAGUAAAGCCUGUUGGGGGGGGGGGGGGGGCAUGACAUAGGGGGAGCAGCAUGACCAUUGAGGGGGUGUGGGGACCAAGUGAAAUAAAACAAUAUAAAUAAUAAUACAAAUAUGAAUAAUAAUAUACAUAUUAAAAACUACAACAGUGGUGCUUGUCAUUGGGGUGGGGGCAGAGUAAAAGUCAGUUGGUGGGGUUGGGGAAUGUCCCUAAGGGAAGCAGCAGGUAAGCUAAGUGAACGUUGAGGGGGUGUGGGGGGAAAAUGUCUAUAGGGGGAUCGGGGGGGCGGGGGGUGGAGGAGAGGGGUAGAGGUCAGCCGUUUCUCUGUGCUGACCUCUGACCCCAUAGAGGGAUAUGAGGGGGGUAAUUUCUGCAUCUGGAUGGGGGGCAGAGGUUACCACUGGCCAGUGGGGGGCCCUAUGAGAUGUCCGGAGUUACACAGAGAUCUGCCACUGAGACAAAUGGAGGCCUUCGCUCUACACCAUGCUGCACCCAGCGCUACAUUAUAUUGCAUCCUUCAGCGUCUACAGCCAGUAAUACAAAACACCAAAUGACUCCACAGAUAGCUCUAGUAUUGUUGGUGUAAAGUGACAGAUAUAUUACCUCUCUUGUCUAAAGGCAUAUAGUGGCAUUGUAAUAGUACUCUGGAUGGAUUGAGCAGAAAAAGCACUUCUUCCCAAGCACUGAAUGCUGCUAUCAUAGCUUGGAGCUAGCUAUUAAAAUACACUCCAGGAACAAUAUGUGUGCAGUGUUUUUUCCUAUCAGUGUGUGAAUAGGAGGCGGUAGUGAUAUCGGUGGGACUGGAUGGUGGUGGUGUAGAGUGGAGUGGCUCCAGGCCUGAACAGCAGUGCUGUAAUCCCUGUGUGUUUCUCAGCCCUGACCUGUCAGGAAAUAUAUGCAUGGAGAGGGAGCCCUUUACUGCAUUUGAUGGGAAAUAAAUGUUAUAAAAAAUAUAUCUCUCACAUGAGUAAUUCAGAUGGAUGCCCUGUGGCUUUAAGAGAGGCUGUGUACAGUUCAGUAUGUGUGUGUUUAUGCUUGUGGGCUUGUGUGUUUGUGUGUGUGUUUGUGUGUUUUUGUUUUGUUUGUGUUCGUAUGUCUGUGCAUGUGUGUCUGUCUGUGUUGUGUUCAUUUGUCUAUGAAUGUGUGUUUGUGUAUGCCUGUGUGUGCAUGCCUGUCAGAUGGUAGUAUCGUCAUAUAAAACAGGAGGAAGGAAAACAACGGUUUAGACACCAACCCGUAGCAUUGUGACAGGGAGCGGGAGUGCACAGCCUUUGUGAAACAGCAUCAGACACAGUAUGCUGGCUGGACGGCCCAGUCAAGGUUCCCCACUCAUCUUACAAGACAACUGGUGUCAUAUUCCAGUGACUAAUAUUCUGGCUUGUAGGAAAGGGGGUACAGAAUCUGCCUCUACACCCUUCUCUGUUUAUGUUUCUACCUACCACUCUGUAAUGAUGCUACUGUUGGUUGUAGUGUUGUUGGAUGUUUUCUGAGUCUUCUGUAUGGGUGAGAGAGAGGCAUUAGAGCUAGAUUAGGGCAGCAGGUAGACUAAUGUUUAAGUGUGUUGGGCCAGUAACCGAAAGGUUGCUGGUUCGAAUCCUCCCGUCGAUUAGGUGAAAUGUAUGCUGUUGUGCCCUUGAGCAAGGCACUUAACCCUAAUUGCUCCUGUAAGUCUGCUUAAAAUGUAGAUGGCUUCUGGCACAGGCCUCUGACUGCUAGUGUAAGACUCUGGCUGUUAAAAAGUGUUGUGUGUUUUCCUUUUGGCAAGGCCCCUCUCUUCCCCGCUCCGACGCUGUUCCACAGUCCAAGGCCCCUCUCUUCUCCGGACUGCUGCUGUUCCACAGUCUCUCUUCCCCGCUCCACCGCUGUUCCACAGUCUCUCUUCCCCGCUCCGCCGCUGUUCCACAGUCUCUCUUCCCCGCUCCGCCGCUGUUCCACAGUCUCUCUUCCCCGCUCCGCCGCUGUUCCACAGUGCAUGGCCCCUCUCUUCCCCACUCGUUUGCUGUUCCACUGUGCAAGUUGCAACUUGACUCUUUCCCCUUUAAGUGUGAAAGUUGACGCAGCACCAGAUGCAGAGCUGCCAAUUUACUGUGCUUUACCCCCGUCUGCUGCUACCCUCCACCCCACUGCUUUCCUGCUGCCUCCUUAGGUAGUUGGAGAAAUAAAUGAAUAUGUCUGCCGAUGGCGGAUUCAUAUUUUUCUGAUAUGGGUUUGUAUAGCCUGCAGCCUGACUGACAGAUGUAGCCUUUGCAGGCAGAAGGGUAUGCAUAUAUAAAUAUGUAAUAUUAAUCACCAGUAAGCACACUGGCAGGAAUUUGGCCAUGCUACCUCCAUGGGAGGUGAGGUAUUUUUGGAGGGGGAAGAGCUGUAGUUUUCAGUGGGAUAGAAAUGCAAUUAUGUCAGACGUCUGCCUGGCGAUAUGGGCCUCAGUGCCUGCAAGCCCCGGAGUUAGAGCAGGAGUUCAGAUCCUGUACAUACACAUAUCCUCUCACCCUCUCAAUUAUACAUACCAGACACACACACACACACACACAGCAAACACACACAAAAAACCACACACUUUCACAAACUGCACAUACAUGCAAGAAAUGGACUGCUAAACAGUAGUCUAAUGAAGGCAUAUGGUCAGUGGUAAUCAUCAUGUAAGCAGAAAUCCUAGGAAGAUGCUCUGGACGUUCUUAUUAUUUGGUACAGGUUGGAUCCAAUCAGGCUUGAAGGUCAGGAUUUGAAAUGUGUAAGUUAUGUUUGAAUGUGGGUGUGUUUUCCCUGCUCAUCUCUUGUACAUGCAUCUGUUCAAAGCAUUCUGUUAGUAUUACAGAACCCAGAACCAACACACAACCGUAAUCCUCUAACCCGAAUACACAUCAUCUGUUUGUUGGCUAAUAGCGGUUGGGAGCUCAGUGUUUGGAAGUGUGUCUGUUUGCAGGGGUGUGUUGUUUUGUUUGUUUGUAUAGGGGGAGGGGCUUGGUAGAUUUGCAAUACUGUAGAACGCGUACAAACACACAUAAUAUAACAUACACUUUGUCUAUUAGAUAUUUGUUCAAUUUCUGGACAGAAACCCAUUGGCCGCCACAUAAAAAAAUAAAAAUAAAAAAAAGAACACAAACACAAAUACCAGAACAAUAGGCAUUAGCCACAGUGGCCAGUCCAUCCCGGUGGUAUGAUUUCAGAAAGCAGGUUUCUGUUUGUGAUGGAAACAGAGGAACCAGGAAGGCUGAGGCUCAAGUCUCCACCCUGUCUAUAUGUCUGUCCAGGGGGUCCAUCUCUCUGGGGCUGGCUAAUCACAGCAACUCUUCAGUGCAGAGUGUUGCAUCCUAGCUGGACCAACAAUGGGAGGGACCCCCACCAGAGCCACUGCUCUAUAUCUCUCUCCCAAUCCUUCUCUCUCUCAUUUGAAUUUGUGUCACACAAAAGUCCCCCUAUGUACCCCGUUUCCAUCCCCUGUUUCCAUCCCCCGUUUCCAUCCCUGUUUCCAUCCCCUGGAAAAAUGAGUUGAAAGCUUUUUCCCUCCCUCCCUCCCCUUCAUAAAUAAAUAAAUAAACAGACAAUGGUGUUGUGGGCCUUGUAGAGCAGAGGAGAGGAGAGUAGAGGAGAGAUGAGAGCAGCGCACUGGGACCUAUUAUACCACUCUAAUCCAACCCCUUCUCCAUGUGUGUGUGUGUGUGUGUGUGUGUGUGUGUGUGUGUGUGUGUGUGUGUGUGUGUGUGUGUGUGUGUGUGUGUGUGCAGGCAAGCGCCAUGGGGGAUUUGCACAAGAACCUGUGGUGCUGCCCUUAAUUUAGGACUCCUCAAACAUCCCCUUCUUCUUUUAUCCAUCACACAUGUCCCCAGAUACACGACUGGAAUCACCGCCCGACAUGACGCAAUUCCUCAUUUGGAAUUCUGUGGAUUUGGUUUGGGUUAAGCGGGAAAAUGUCAGCUUGAGUGCGCCCAGCAUGUUCUAGAAUGAUCCCCAAUUUGUGGCUUUAACAAGCAGCCUGAGCUUUUAAGGUAAUAUUUUCUCUGUGAAAAAAGCUCUUUAUGUCUGUUCAGUGGUACAGUGUUUUCUGUAAUACUGCAGAGCACAAGGACAUUUGCUAACAUGCACUGAGUAUACAAAACAUUGCUCUUUCCAUGACAUAGACUGACCAGGUGAAUCCAGGUGAAAGCUAUGAUUCCUUACUGAUGUCACUUGUUAAAUUCACUUCAAGCAGUGUAGAUGAGCAGACAGGUUAAAUAAGGAUUUUUAAGCCUUGAGACAAUUGAGACAUGGAUUGUGUGUGUGUGUGCCAUUCAGAGGGUGAAUGGGCAAGACAAAAUAUUUAAGUGCCUUUGAACGGGGUAUGGUAGUAGGUGCCAGGCGCAUUGGUUUGUGUCAAGAACUGCAACGCUGCUGGGUUUUCACGCUCAACAGAUUCCCGUGUGUAUCAACAAUGGUUUGGGGGGCGGGGGGGGGGGUGUAUGAGACACUGAUACAGGUGUAGUCUCUAGUAUCUAAUGGGGGUUGAGGUGUAUUGUAAAGGGUUAACAUGAACAGCCAUUGUCUGGUUGACAAUGAGCAGGCCUGUUCUGUGUGUAUGACAGAACACUAGACAGGCUGAUAGGGGAUCUGUGUGACGAAAGGGCUACAUGAGGGCGAUUAGAUAGCGGGGAACAUUGUUUGCCAGACCACCCAUGGACAGUGUGUGUGUGUGUGUGUGUACUAUGCCCAUGGUACUGAGCAGUGCUGCGCCCAUGUGAGCUCUUUGAUGUGAGUUACACCAUGCUUCAGGGCAUUCUGUGUGUGUUUGGACUGCUGCCUCCGCUGGGACCCAUCCAUUAACUCCAAUUAGCUGCUAUUUGUGCUAGACCAGUCAGAUGAAACCUCACAUCUCAGUCUAACACACAGCAGCAUCACCUCACCAAGCACUCACCACACACACUCACACACAGACAUUGCCACUUAUUGCGUAAAGUUUUUGCAGAGAUGUCUAGCUAAGUAUUUGAUCAGAUAAAGUGUUUCGUCAUUGCAGAGCCUUCUCCGCAGGCUCACCCUCCCUCUCUCUUCUCCCUCUUUGUCCUCAGUGCUGCGUGAUGACUUCAGACAGAACCCUACAGAUGUGGUGGUGGCAGCGGGGGAGCCGGCCAUCCUGGAGUGUAUCCCCCCUAGAGGUCACCCUGAACCCACCAUCUACUGGAAGAAGGACAAAGUACGCAUUGAAGACAAGGAGGACAGGAUCACUGUAAGUACUACUACUAACUAACCACAUAAUACUAACUAACCACAUAUUACUAACUAAUCACAUAAUACUAACCAACCAUGUACUACUAACUAACCACUUAAUACUAACUAACCAUGUACUACUAACUAACCACUUAAUACUAACUAACCAUGUACUACUGACUAACUAACCAUGUACUACUAACUAGACACGUGCUACUAACCAACCCCUGGUCAUAGACCUACAUGAGGAAUGUAGCUCAACUUGUUUCCUUGUGCCCUCAGAUCCGAGGAGGGAAGCUGAUGAUCUCCAACACCAGAAAGAGUGAUGCUGGCAUGUUCAUCUGUGUUGGCACGAACAUGGUGGGAGAGAGAGACAGUGAGACGGCCCAGCUGACUGUGUUUGGUAAGCAUGAACGCCUAACAAUGCUCCCAAACGUGUUUAAAAAAAUGUGCGAAUACAUUUUCAUCCAUUGACCCCACCAAAAUAAACAAAAGUCCCUGGACGUUCCGUUUUUUGUUUUUUGUAAGCCACUGACUGCUGGAAAACACAGUCAACAGGACAGUAAACUGUCUGCAGCCACUACCAUGAAUAUUGCGGGGUCAUCGAACUGCCCACAUCUCUAUAGUUUCUCUAUAUAUUAGCCUCAUCUAUCCUCUCUAUAUUUUUAUGUCGUCUAUAUCUGACUCUAUUUUUGUCUAGACUCUAUCUGUUAUACCUGUCUAUGCAGUUUUAGGUCGUAUAUUCUAUAUAUCAAUGUAUCUCUCUAUGUUACUUUAUGGUCUAGUAAGUCUGUCGCUAUCUCUUCACUAUGAAAGGACUAUCUUAUCGGUAUCGAUUGUUAUAGAGUAUCUUCAUAGUAAUGCGCCAUAUAUCGAUGUACGGUUAGUAUCUAGCGAUUGCUUAUGCGCGUAUAGCGAGUAGCUAUCGAGAUAGAUAUUGAAGAUAGUAUGAGUAGUUAUGGAAGCGGUUUUCUCGCGUUAGCGUAUGCAAGGCUUUUUGUGUUUAUCUCUAUAGUCCACCAGACGGAGCGUGUCUUUGUCUCUAUAUUGUGGCUAUCUUUAAAUGUCUCUCUCUCUCUUCCUCACCCUGUCUAGUGCAGGGCUUUGUUUAUAGUUUGCGGCUUUGCGCUAAUUGUUUUUUCUGGCACCUGGUGGGCUUAGCGCGCGUCUUGCGGGUUAUCGCACUUGUCUCCCCCCCUCUCUCUAUCUCUUAUAACUCUAUCUUUUACUCUACUCUCUCUCUCUACGCGUCUCUCUCUCUCCUCGUCUCGCGUUCUUUCCUUUAUCGUAUAACGCAUAUGUCUCUCUCCAAGUCUCUCUCGUGUCUGUAUCUGUCUCACAUAUUUUAUGUCUCUAAAUUUGCUGUUCUAGUCUCUGGCGCCCGCUCAUGCGGUUCAAGCUCUGUCGUUCUAUUCGUUAUUUUCUAAGGCGGGAUCUCUCUCUCUCUGUUCGGUCUGUAUGCCUGUUGAUUGGUAAUGGUCGCUCAUCUAUGCGUCGUCCGUCUGCUCUAUCCAACGGUCUGUAUCCCUGCCUCUGCUGGUAUGUCGGUGACUGCGCUCAGUCUCUCUCGCUUUAUCGCGCGCGCGUCGUCGCGCCGCUUUUUCGCCGAAGCGCUCGCUCCCGCGCCGAGUCGCUCUCUCGACGCUCACCCCGUCCCCACACUGCGCGCGAGCUUCUCGCCCCCCCCCUCUCUCGCUCUCUUCUCUAGCUCUGCCGCUCUCUCUCUCUCGGUAUUGUCUUCCCCCCUGAACACUCCUACAGACACCCAGACCACACUGUUAUCUAAUCUGACUCUCUUCCUGCUCUCUUCUGCGUACGGGCGCAGGGGCCCCCCCCCCGACCGGGCCGCCGGGAGAGAGGGGACGAGGCGAGGGGAGGGCCGCGCGUGCGCAAGGGCGCAGCGCGGGCGGCCGCGAGGGCGGGCGCGGGAGGGCGCGGCGCGGGCGGCGCGAAGCGCGCCUAGCUCCCCCCCACGGGGGGGUGGGGACCCUAGACCCCCCCCACACCCCCCCGCCCCACCCCACCACCCCCCUCCGUGCAUAACCCAAACCCGGAAGCUCUCUCCAUCCGCAGACAACCUACCAAGGACCAGAGAGGAGGGAGGGAAGGAGCGAAGAGAGGAGCACCACUGAGCUCGAGGGGGAAUGGUUGGUGGGUUUCUCUCUCUGAGAGGAGUGGAAAGGGCGAAAGCCGGUUAUCUGACGACGGAGGGAGGGAAGGGGGGAGGAGGGGCGGAGGAGAGGGGGUAGAGAGGGGGGGGGGGGAUAAAGUAAUAUUGCUACUCCUUUUGUAUAUAUUCUCUCGCUAUAUAUAGAGUCGAUAUAUCUCUCUAUCUCCUCUCUCUCUAUUCUUAUCUACGCGCUGUAGUCUCUAUGUCUCUCUCUUUCUGUCUAUUAUAUGACUUUCCUUGCUCUAUCUCUCUAUGUCUCUGUUCUCUCUUUAUGUCUCUAUAUUUCUGCUCUCUCAAUGUAUAUGUUCGCAGUGGGAUGAGAUAUAUGGAUGGAGGUUUUUUGAUUUAGAGAUGAGAUCUUGAGGUCUCUCUCUACUCUCAUAGGAGAGAGAGAGCGAGAGAGAGAGUAGAGAGAGAGAGAGAGAGAGAGAGCGGAGAGUCUAUAGAGAGGGAGAGGGCUGGAGCAAGAUAGAGUGGUGAGAGAGAGGAGCGGACGAGAGAGAGAGAGAGAGCGAGAGAGAGAGAGGAGAGGAGAGAGAGCAGAGCAGGAGAGAGAGAGGAGAGAGAGAGAGAGCGAGAGAGAGAGAGAGAGAGAGAGAGAGCAGAGAGGGAAGUAAGAAAAGGGGAGGUUAGCUGUAUACAGAGCGAGGUAUAGAUCUCGCGAGAUAUAUAAUUCUAUACUAUAUAUAUCUAUAAUAUCAUGAUAUAUAGCUUAUAGAUAUGAAUAGAUCUCUAUAUAUCUAUAUAUAUUGAUGUAUAUAUAUUUAUGUUUCUUCUAUUAUAGCUACUCUUCAUGUAAAGAAUAUUUCUGUUCAUCUCUAUCUAUUUAUUUCUAAUGUAUAUACUAUCUAUUUAUGUAUAUACAUUUAGUGUAACUUUCUAUAUAAAUUUGUUAAUCUAUAAAUAUAUCUAUAGAUAUGUAUAUCUAUAUGUACUCUCUAUAUCUAUAUCUGUAUAUAUCUCUAUCUUAUCUCUAUCUAUGUAUCUCUAUAUAUCUCAUAUCUACCUAUCUCUCUCUCUCUCUCUAUUUGUUUCUAUUUCUGUCUAUCUCGAUCGUAUUAUCAUAUCUUCUCUGGCUAUAUAUUCGGUAUCUCCUAUCUAUAUCAUAUAUAUAUUAUAAUAGAUAUAUCUAUCUCUAUCUCUAUCUAUCUCUCCAUUCUCUAUCUCUCUCUCUCUCUCUCUCCCUAUAUCUGUCUCUAUGUCCUCUCUUUCUAUCUUUCUAUUUUUCUUUCAAUGUCUCGAUUCUGUUCUUUCUCUCCUUUAUUUUCUCUGUCUCUCUAUCUAUCUAUCUUUAUGUAUUAUAAUUCGUGUAUAUCUAUCGCUUUUCUAAUUGUCUCUCUUCUGUCUGUCUCUCUCUUUUAGGGAGAGGGGGAGAGCAGAUAGAGAUCGAUCGCGUGUGCGGGCAGAGAAAGGUAGGAGAGGAGGAGAGAGAGACGAGACGUGAGAGAGAAAAAAAAAAAAAAGAACAAGAAUCACCCGAUCUAAAACAUAGCAGAGAUAGAUAGCUACUAUCUAUGAGAAUAUAUCCUAUCUCCUCUCUCUCAUCUCUAUAGAUAGCUCUAUCGCCUAUCGCUCCAUCACUCCUCUCUCUCUUCUCUCUCUAUCUAUCUCUGUCUCUCUCUCUCUCUCUAUUUUUCUCUCUUUAUCUGAUAAAGUUCUCGCUCUCUGUCUUUCUCUCUCUUUAUUGUCUAUGUAUCUAUCUCUUCUCGAUUUCUGUAUAUAUAGGGAUGUCUCUCUCUAGAGGGCUCGCAGUGUAUCUCUUUCUGAUGUCAGAUCUGGUAGUUAGAUGGGGGAGCGAGCGAGAUAGCGGAAGGGCAGGGCGAGAGGAAGGGUUAGAGAGAGCGAGAGAGAGAGAGACGAGAGAGACGAGAGAGAGAGUAGCGAGGGAUAGCGAGCGCGAGAGAGAUAGAUAUAUCGAGUAUCUCUAUCUAUCUCUAUACUCUCGAUCAUAGAGAUCUCUCUAUUCUCGCUCUGAUUGAGCUCGCCUCUCUCUCCCUCCUCUCUCUCUCUCAUCUCUCUUUAUCGUUCUUGGCUAUCCUGGUUUCUCUCUCUCUAUCCUCUCCAGAGCGUCCCACCUUCCUGCGUCGGCCCAUCAACCAGGUGGUCCUGGAGGAGGAAGGGGUAGAGUUCAGGUGCCAGGUGCAGGGAGACCCCCAGCCCAACGUACGCUGGAGGAAGGAUGAUGUUGAUGUACCCCGUGGGAGGUAAGACCUUUCUUCAGUAGUACUCUCUUUCUUCUAUUCAACCAACCAAUCAACCAAUCAAUCAACCAACCAAUCAAUGAAUCAAUCCAUCAAACAACCAACCAAUCAAUCCAUCAAAAAGUGCCAUAGGAAAACACUUUACAGAAAAAUAUUCAAAUAUAUGUUAUUUAAUACCGCUGUUGUCCCUUGGCCCCCCUCUGUCUCCUCCAUUAGUAGUAUUGAGUGGUUGAAUCGGCUAGCGGAGCGUUGGUGGCCAGCCUGGCCUUCUUAACAUCGGUUCUUUAUUUAGACAUAAAUCAGGAGGAGUGAGCAAGUGGCAGAGUGGCGACGCGCUCUCGCUCUUCGCGCGCGGAGCGCGGCGGGCGAGCGCGCGGAGCGCGCGGGGGCGCGCGCACGCGGCAGCGCGCGCUGAGGGAGCGGCGCUGAUCGAUAUUUAUUAGUCUGGAUUUCUAUAUAUACUCUCUCUCUUUAUCUCUCGUGAUAUCUAUUUAUAUAUAUGGAAUAUAUCUCUAUAGCUCUCUCUCUCUCUACUACGUCUCUAUCUCGAUCUAGCUAGCUUACUCCUCCUAUCGACUCUCCUCUCUUCUAUUCUCUCUCUCUCUCUCUCUCUCUCUCUCACUCUGUGUGUCUCUGUCUAAUGAUAACUCUACAGGAGAAACAGGACUGCUGCCAGCUCUCUCUCACCUGCCCGUCUAAGCCUGCCAGCCAGCAGGCAUUAAACAAGACUAGUAGGCUGUUCACAACACUCAAUAACCACACAGGGUAACCCUGCUAGCAGCUAGACAAACACACUGUGCCCCCAUAGCUCUGUCUGUCAAUCAGUGGUCAGCCAAGGGAGACAAAGCGGUCUCAGUGUCCAUACCGGAGGCCAGAGUCUGCAGACAGACGGACAGAAAGAUAGGCAGGGUAUCUAUGAGUGUGCCAACUGAGGACGUGGCCCUGGGAGUGUAUGUGUGCAGGUGCAGCUAUAUAUGUGAGCCCUUGGCACAUAAUCCCACAAUCAUACCACACAACAAUAAACCCAUUCACCCUUUCUGAAAAAGGGAGAGAAACAGAGAGAGACACACCGGCCCUGUGUGAUCUGUAUUUGUCAUCGUUCAUACAGAAUACUGUACUACUCUGGUUCCUGUCAAACAUCUUCUCUUCAGCUAGUGCCAGCAGUGAUGGUGUUCUUGUAAGGUCCUCUCUAUUGGUCCUGUGCUCCCUCUGCCCCACUGUGGCUCCCAGUCACUGCACAUAGAGUCAACAGCAGGGCUGUGUCACUACCAGGCUUCAAAGAGACUGGCCUGUCCAACAUUAGGGUCACUGCUAAGGUCACCACAUUAAACACAGACUAACAGACGUUUGUCAAGGCUAGCUGCUAGCUGCUCUGUUUGUGUCUGAUAAGGAUAAGGUUCAUAGGGUAGGGAAUGCAUAAGCUAAGCCAAACCAAAUAGACAAACUAACUUACUCAUUCAUGUCUUUGAUGUAACUUUGGUUCAGGAAAUGAGUUAUUAUUAAUUAUAAUACAGUAAUUAACAGACUCAUGAGUUUAAUAACAUAAGAUAAAUCUUGGAAUAUGAUUUUCUCUGUUGCUCGUUUGCUGUGUCUUGCCUUUGAAGUACAGUCAUAUUUGGAGGAGAAAGCACUGAACAUGGGAAACAAAGGUAGCUGAAUGAUUAGAUGUUAACUAUCACAGUGUCCGUAAUUACAGUACCAUGUUGUAUUUGUUUCCAGGACUAUCUGUUCUCCUUCUCCUUUGAAGCAGACUGGAUGAAUGUGUGAAGGCUGGAUGAAUGUGUGAAGGGUGUAUUAUUUUAAAUUGGACGUUCUCUGCAGUCUUUGUUGUUUCUGGGAAUGAACAGUCGUUUUAUUGUACAAGUCAGUAUCUUUCCCCACUCUGCAGCUUAUCUGCAGUUACAACAUCAAACACACUGCCUGUCUGACAGAGAGAAACUAAGUGUAAUCCAGUUUGCCUGCGGAUAAUGAUGUACACAUUUUCCCACCAAUACACAUUCAGUGCCUUCAGAAAGUAUUAAUACUUAUUCCACAUUUUGUUACUACAGCCUGCAUUCAAAAUGGAUUACAUGUGUGUUUUUCUCAGCCAUCUACCCAGAAUACCCCAUAACGACCAAGUGAAAACAUGUUUUUAGAACUUUUUGCAAUUGUAUUGAAAUUUAAAUACACAAAUAUCUUAUUUACAUAAGUAUUCACACCCCUGACUCAUUACUUUAUAGCAGCACAUUUGGCAGUGAUUACAGCUGUGAGUCUUUCUAGGUAUGUCUCCUAGCACUUUCCAAACCUGGAUUGUCCAACAUUUGCCCAUUUUAGCUUUUCACAAUUCUUCAAGCUCUGUCAAAUUGGUUGUUAACAUUUAGACAACAUUUAGUCAUAGAUUUUCAAUAAGAUUUAAGUCAAAACUGUAACUCGGCCACUCAGGAACAUUCACUGUCUUCUUGUUAAGCAACUCCAGUGUAUAUUUGGCCUUGUGUUAUUGUCCUGCUGAAAGGUGAAUUAAUCUCCCAAUGUUUGGUGGAAAGCAGACUGAACCAGGUUUUCCUCUAGGAUUUCGCCUGUGUUUAGCUCAAUUCCAUUAUUUAAUAGUCCUUAACUAUUAAAAGCAUACCCAUAACAUGAUGCAGCCACCACUAUGCUUGAAAAUAUGGAGAGUGGUACUCAGUAAUGUGUUGUAUUGGAUUUUCUCCAAACAUGACACUUUUUAUUCAGGACAAAAAGUGAAUUGCUUUGCCACAUUUUUUGCAGUUUUACUUUAGUGCUUUGUUGCAAACAAGAUGCAUUUGCUGAAUGUUUUUAUUCUGUACAGGCUUUUUUCACUCUGUUAAUUAGGUUAAUAUUGUGGAGUAACUACAAUGUUGUUCAUCCAUCCUCAGUUUUCUCCGAUCACAGGCGCUGUUUUAAAGUCACCAUUGGUCUCAUGGUGAAAUCCCUGAGCUGUUUCCUUCCUGUCAGGCAACUGAGUUAGGAAGGACGCCAGUAUCUUUGUAGUGACUGGGUGUAUUGAUACCCCAUCCAAAGUGUAAUUAAUAACUUCACCGUGCUCAAAGGGAUAUUCAAUGUCUGUUUUGGUUUUGUUUUAUUUACACAUCUAGUUGCUCUUCUUUGCACGUUAUUGGUAAACCACCCUGGUCUUUGUGGUUGAAUCUGUGUUUGAAAUUAACUGCUCGACUGAGGGACCUUACAGAUAAUUGUAUGUGUGGGGAUGAGGUGAGGUAGUCAUUAAAAAAUUAAGUUAAACAUUAUUUUUCCACACAGAGUGAGUCACUAAAUGUAACACUAACACCAGAACCAGCCCUGAAAGAUGCAACCAUGCUGUGAUGUGCAGGUUGGCUUAAUGUGAAUGUGUGUGUGUGUGUGUGUGUUAAUGUGUAUGUAUGUAUGUAUGUGUGUGUGUGUGUGUGUGUGUGUGUGUGUGUUUGUGUGUGUAUGUAUGUAUGUGUGUGUGCAUGUGGUGGUGUGUGUGGGUGUGUGGUGUGGUGUGUGUGUGUUGUGUGUGUGUGUGUGUGUGUGUGUGUGUGUGUGUGUGUGGUGUUGUGUGUGUGCACAUGUGUGUGUGUGUGUGCACGUGUGUGUGUCAGUGGUGGUCCUCACGCAACCAUGCUGUGUGUAUGUACCUGUGCUUGUGAGUAAGCCUGAUGUGCAGGUUGGCUUAAUGUGAAUGUGUGUGUGUGUGUCUGUGUUAAUGUGUAUGUAUGUAUGUUUGUGUGUGUGUUUUGUGUGUGUGUGUGUGUGUGUGUUGUGUGUGUGGUGUGUGUGUUGUGUGGUGUGUGUGUGUGUGUGUGUGUGUGUGGGGUGGUUUUGUGCGUGUGUGGUGCAGCAGUGUUUGUGGUUGCGUGUGUGUGUGGUGCAGGCUGUGUGUGUAGUGCUGUGAGUGCUGUGUGCAGGUGCAGUGUGUGUGUGUGUGUGUGUGUGUGUGUGUGUGUGGUGUGUGUGUGUGUGUGUGUGUGUGUGUGUGUGUGUGUGUGUGUGUGUGUUGGUAUGUGUGUGUGUGUGUGUGUGUGUGUGCGUGCGUGCGUGCAUGCGUGUUUGUGGUGUGUGUGUGUGUGUGUGUUGUGUGUGUGUGUGUGCGUGCGUGCGUGCGUGCGUGCGUGCGUGCGUACGUGCGUGUGUGCGGGUGUGUGUGUCAGUGGUGGUCCUCACCACGGAGGAAAUUAAAAUGAAAGAUCAACUACUUGGGUUUGAUGUGAGGAAGGGCUGCUGUUUACUCUUCAUCUGAAAAGGUUACACUGUCCUUAUUAAUAUGAUAAGCUGCAGAAAGAAAGACAAUUAGAUCCCCCCUUCUCUCCCUUUUCUACAUGUCUUGCUCCCCCCCAACCCUGUUGGCCUAGACUAUAGAAUGGUGUGUGUGUAUGUGUGUAUGUGUUGUGUGUGUUUGUGUGUGUGUUUCAAAGGAUGAUAGCUGGAGCCUCAGCUGAGUAAACAGCUCUUUAAUGUGCUCACUGGCUCUAGCUGCCUGUCAUUGAAACACAGACACAGGCCCUGGCAUGGGGGAAAGCAGGGAUAGGGUGGUGGUGUUUUCACUAUGGUGAACAGAGGCUUAGUAGCACAUUUACAAGUUUGUUGUGUGUGUUGUUGUACUAUGGCAGGGUAGCUUUAACACUGGUAUUAAAAUAAUAGGGUGUGACGUUACCGAACACACAGGAAUCAAGAAUCAGGCUUUUGAACCAGAUCUGUAGAACUUGAAUCAGGCUUUUGAACCAGAUCUGUAGAACUUGAAUCAGGCUUUUGAACCAGAUCUGUAGAACUUGAAUCAGGCUUUUGAACCAGAUCUGUAGAACUUGAAUCAGGCUUUUGAACCAGAUCUGUAGAACUUGAAUCAGGCUUUUGAACCAGAUCUGUAGAACUUGAAUCAGGCUUUUGAACCAGAUCUGUAGAACUUGAAUCAGGCUUUUGAACCAGAUCUGUAGAACUUGAAUCAGGCUUAUGAACCAGAUCUGUAGAACUUGAAUCAGGCUUAUGAACCAGAUCUGUAGAGCUUGAAUCAGGCUUAUGAACCAGAUCUGUAGAACUUGUGUGUGACUUUCAUAUGGCUGGAAGAGGGAGGUUUCUACACAUCAUUCAGUAAUAUGGAGAGGAGGGAUCUCAUGGAAAUCCAUCUGACACAUCUGAGAGCCAGGAUGGGAGGAACAGAGAGGAACAGAAAGCUCAUGUUUUUCAGGCAGGAGAGAUUCAGAAGAGCCAACUAUAGCGAGCCCCAAAUCCCAGAGAACAAACAGACUUUGACAUGGUGUGUUUUAUCUCCCAGUGCCAAACUCUUCUCUCUGUGUGGCCCAAAUCCCUUUCUCUCUCUCUCUCCCUCCUCUCUCUCUCUCCUCUCUCUCCCUCUUCUCUAUCCUCCCUCUGACCCCUUGUGCCCUCCUCUUAUCUGAAUCCCUCCACCCCAGCAGCCCAUCUGUAUUCAGACUCUCAGUGCCCUUUGACCCCAGAGCUACAGCCCUCUAACAUCCCAUACCGCCUUUCAUUUUCCAUCCUUUCCUUUUUAAAUGUAUCUUUGUUUCUGUGUGUGUGUGUGCUUCUUCGUAUGUGUCUGGUGUGUGUGUGUGUGUGUGUGUGUGUGUGUGUGUGUGUGCACUUCUUCGUAUGUGUCUGAUGUGUAUGUGUGUGUGCUUCUUCGUAUGUGUCUAGUGUGUGUGUGUGUGUGUGCUUCUUCGUAUGUGUCUGGUGUGUGUAUGUGUGUGUGUGUGUGUUUGUGUGCGUGCUUCUUCGUAUGUGUCUGGUGUGUGUAUGUGUGUGUGUGUGUGUUUGUGUGCGUGCUUCUUCGUAUGUGUCUGGUGUGUGUGUGUGUGUGUGUGUGUUUGUGACAGGGCCGUGGUGGGUCAUUCUACUGAGCCAUUUACUUUAGCCAUUUCUUAUUGUUUUUGCAUUGUUGAAAAGGAACCUGCAAGUAAGCAUUUUGUUGGACAGUGUAUACCAUGUGUAUCCUGUACAUAUGACUAAUAAAACUGGAAAAUUAUCUCAGAGAGAGCUGUUACCGACAUUGCUGUUAGACAGUAUUGUUAGAAAGUGUUGUUAAAGACAGUGUUGUUAGACAGUGUUGUUAGACAGUGUUGUUAAAGACAGUGUUGUUAGAAUUGUUGUUAGACAGUGUUGUUAGACAGUGUUGUUAGUCAGUGUUGUUAAAGACAGUGUUGUUAGACAGUGUUGUUAGACAGUGUUGUUAGACAGUGUUGUUAGACAGUGCUGUUAGUCAGUGUUGUUAAAGACAGUGUUGUUAGACAGUGUUGUUAAAGACAGUGUUGUCAAAGACAGUGUUGUUAAAGACAGUUUUGUUAGACAGUGUUGUUAGACAGUGUUGUUAGACAGUGUUGUUAGACAGUGCUGGUAAAGACAGUGUAACAGGAGCAGCAGUGUUAUGCUGACCCUCUGUUUUCUGUCAUUCUUCACCUCCGCAACGAAAAACAUAUGUCAGGCUACGGCUUCUUUCUCCAUUACUUCCACUGAUAUAUAUAGACACAUCUGGUAUUCAUGAGUGUGAGUGUUUGUGUGUGUGUGUGUGUGUGUGUGUGUGUGUCAUCCUGUGUUAGUGCUAGGCUGAAUCUAUUAGACAAUAUAAAGUCAGACAGUGAAAAUGAAAGACAUACGGUAGCAGAAAAUAGCAGAGAACUAUACAGUGUCUUUAAUUAGGGAGAGGAUACAGGUCAUCCAUAAUGUCCCAAGUGUAUAGAUAAUUGAGCCUCAUCUCUGACGGGAAAAUCUUCAAAUGGCGCCUGUCUCCUUCCUCUCAUGUGAUGAAAAAAAGCUUGAACAUGUGAACACGGGGCUUCCCGAGUGGCACAGCGGUCUAAGGCACUGCAUCGCAGUGCUUGUGGCGUCACUACAGACCCGGGUUCGAUCCCAGGCUGUGUCACAGCUGGCCGUGACCGGAAGACCCAUGAGGCGGCUCACAAUUGGCCCAGCGUCGUCUAGGUUAGGGGAGGGGUUGGCCAGAUGGGAUGUCCUUGUCCCAUUGCACUCUAGCGACUCCUUGUGGCGGGCCGGUCACCUGCAAGCUGACUGCAGUCGCCAGCUGGACAGUGUUUCCUCCGACACAUUGGUGCGGCUGGCUUCCGGUUUAAGUGAGCAGUGUGUCAAGAAGUAGUGCGGCUUGCCAGGGUCAUGUUUCAGAGGACGCAUGGCUCUCAACAUUCGCCUCUCCCGAGUCCAUAGGGGAGUUGCAGUGAUGGGACAAGACUAACUACCAAUUGGAUAUCGUGUUCCCUUUGUCGAUCACACUCAAACACACACACACUCUGCCAGGCAUCUGCCGGUGAGUGGUUCUUUGCUGUGGAGUUUUUCCUGCUAUAUCUUCAACAUCUCCCUGUAGACUUUCAGCGUCUGUUCAAACCACUCUGACAAACUCUAAAAUGCCUAGCUGUGGUUGCCAUGGUGCUAUGGGCACUGUCAGCGCUCCGGGUAGAUGAUGCAUGGACCAAUUUUCCUGACUUCAUUGUCCCCUAGGGGAAAAUAUGUUGGAGUAUCAUCCACACAUUUUAAAAUUAUGUUUAAGAAAAGGACAAGAACAAUAUACUAGGACACUAGGAUCAGCUAACCUUAACCUAAACCAUUAGGGGAAAAAUACAAAACUGAUCUUAGAUCAGUGUCUAGGGGUAAUAGCACCACACUCUGCGUGGUUGGUAGACAGCAGACUAUAGCUGCGGGACAAGCCAACCACUGUGAGGGGAGAAGAGGAGUGAAGGAGUGUGGAGAGAGAGAGCAAGGGAGUCAAGUUCUGGCCUAGAGCACUACGGAGGGAAGGUGAGAAGUGAUAAGGCUGGUUAAUUGAUUCCGUCCCGCGGUUGACAAGCUCUCGACAGGUUAGCCUGGCUGCUUGGAUCAGGCUCAGGUAGAGUGUCAGUCAGAGUUUGUGAAACAGGAUCACUCUGCCCUGUCUAUCAGAGCAGAGCAGAGAAGAGAGGGGACUUUGUCUCGGAGCUACAGCCACAGAGUCAGAGUCAG